CCGCCCUCCCCUCCCCUCCCCUCCCCUCCUCGCGCCGCAAGAAGCGCCGGCUCUCCCACACCCGCCGCCGCCCGCAGCCAUGGCGACCGAGCUGGCGUACGCGCCGCCGAUGAAGUCCGGCAAGGCCGGCUUCGAGGGCCCGCAGGAGGCACAGCACCGCAUCCGCAUCACCCUCUCCUCCAAGAGCGUCAAGAACCUCGAGAAGGUGUGCUCCGAUCUGGUGAGGGGCGCCAAGGACAAGCUGCUCCGGGUCAAGGGCCCCGUCAGGAUGCCCACCAAGGUGCUCAACAUCACCACCAGGAAGUCGCCGUGCGGAGAAGGUACCAACACCUGGGAUCGGUUUGAGAUGCGGGUGCACAAGCGGGUGAUCGACCUCGUCAGCUCCCCGGACGUUGUCAAGCAGAUCACCUCGAUCACCAUCGAGCCCGGUGUUGAGGUUGAGGUGACCAUCAGCGACCAGUAGAGAGCUGUGCCUUUUUUUUUUACAAGUGUGGGGAGACACCAGCGAACCAAGACAUAAUUUUGAACGUUUGGUAGUAUGUGAACUGGGUUUUGUAUGGCUCAUUAGGUUCUUUGCCCUGUGAUUCAGAGUACCUCUUAUGGUCUGAGAUAUCAUCUUGAAUUUUUGUCGCUCUUCGGUGUGUUGCGCUGGAUUGGAUAUUUAUACAUGGCUCACUAUUGAUGUGUCUGA
This is a messenger RNA of Aegilops tauschii subsp. strangulata, 691 nucleotides long. Its product is annotated as small ribosomal subunit protein uS10. Gene Ontology annotation, molecular function: structural constituent of ribosome. Gene Ontology annotation, biological process: translation. Gene Ontology annotation, cellular component: ribosome; small ribosomal subunit. The record is from RefSeq and is a predicted model, not a curated record. NCBI's taxonomy places the organism in Eukaryota, Viridiplantae, Streptophyta, Magnoliopsida, Poales, Poaceae.